Podarcis raffonei (Aeolian wall lizard) is the source of this 1667-nucleotide messenger RNA. RefSeq names its product short chain dehydrogenase/reductase family 16C member 5 (gene SDR16C5). The transcript is spliced from 7 exons. Gene Ontology annotation, cellular component: lipid droplet. The coding region runs from base 351 to 1286 and encodes 311 amino acids. Gene Ontology annotation, molecular function: oxidoreductase activity, acting on the CH-OH group of donors, NAD or NADP as acceptor. The record is from RefSeq and is a predicted model, not a curated record. NCBI's taxonomy places the organism in Eukaryota, Metazoa, Chordata, Lepidosauria, Squamata, Lacertidae.
GACCGGGGCCGCGGAGGGGUGGCUGGGGAAAUGCGACGCUCGGACGAGGGUCCCCUGCUGGGCUGCAGCGCGCGCUGUAGGCCGGGGACUUGGACGGCCGUCGGGCAGCUCUUGGAAGCGCCGGCUCUCUUGACGUCACCGCUUCCUCGUCGCCGAAGCGCAGCUGCGCUCGGCCGAAAUGGUGGCAAAACGGGUCCUGGCGUCGCUGAGGUUCCGGAAAGGGUGGCAGCGGGGGAACUCCUCUCCGUAGGAUGCAAACCGACUUGCAUGACAGCUAGUCACUAGUACCUCCGUGAGGCCGAAUUCUAGAGCAGACGUCAAGCUAGUUUGAAAUAUAUAUAUUGUCCAAGAUGAACUUCUUCCUGGAAACACUCAGAGUCAUUGGACUGUCAGUAUAUUUUACACUGGAGAGUUUCGUCUUAUUAUUCAUCCCUGUGCGGAAGAAGAAUGUGACUGGUGAAAUAGUGCUUAUCACGGGAGCUGGAAGCGGAAUCGGAAGGCUGAUGGCUCUGAAGUUUGCUCGUCUUGGAGCUACAUUGGUACUCUGGGAUAUCAGUGUAGAAGGCAACAAAGAGACAGCCAGACUGGCAAGGAAAAAUGGAGCUGCGAGAGUGCACAACUACACUUGUGACUGUAGCAAAAGGCAGGAGGUCUAUCAAGUAGCAGAUCAGGUGAAAAAAGAAGUUGGUGAUGUUAGCAUCCUGAUUAACAAUGCUGGCAUUGUGACGGGAAAGAAAUUCUUGGACUCUCCAGACGCAAUGAUACAGAAGUCUAUGGAAGUGAACACAAUGGCACACUUCUGGACUGCCAAAGCAUUUGUUCCAGCCAUGGUAGCUUCUAAUCAUGGACAUGUGGUAACUAUUUCAAGUGCAGCUGGCUUAGUUGGCGUUACAGGACUGGCAGAUUACUGUGCAAGUAAAUUUGCAGUAGUUGGCUUCGCUGAGUCUCUAGCUAUAGAGAUGUUGGCAUUGGGAAAGACUGGUGUUAAAUCCACAAUUGUCUGUCCAUUUUUCAUAAACACGGGAAUGUUUGAUGGCUGUCAAACCAAGUGGCCACGGUUCCUGCCUGUUAUGGAUCCAGACUAUGCAGCUGAAAGAAUUGUUUCUGGUAUUCUGCGAAAUCAGGUGUAUGUCUACAUCCCGCGUAGCAUAACCCUUUUGAUUGCACUGAAAGGUUUAAUACCUACAAAAGUUGGUAUGCUUCUCGGAGACUAUAUGGGGUAUUUCCAUUUUAUGGAGACAUUCAUAGGUCGUGCAAAUAAGAUUGAAGACAAUAAAUCUCAGUGAACAGCAGCAAAAAUUCCAACUUUGACUUACCUCCUGAGUGUCAGAUGUGUGGAACUCCUAUAAUGCCAAUACUUAAUGUGUGCCUGAAACAUCAAAGAUAGCAUGACUUGUUAGUAAGAAAUAAAAUUAUUUUUGAACUAAAUUUCACUGAUGGUGGAAUAUGAAUGAUUUUUAAUUACAACUCUUUUUAGAACUGCUGCUAUGUCCUUGUUGUAUGUAGCUUGUGAAUUAAGUGAUUUUUAUUGCAAUAAAAUAUUAAAUCUUGGAACAAAUUUGUAUAUAUUAAGGCUUUUUGAGCUUUACUUUUUCAUGUACAAAUUAAACAGCAGCAAUAAUUUUUAAAACUGUUUUUCUUAAUAAAUUAUUUCUCUAACUCCUGAA